This is a messenger RNA of Penicillium samsonianum, 2335 nucleotides long. RefSeq lists its product as uncharacterized. The record is from RefSeq and is a predicted model, not a curated record. Gene Ontology annotation, biological process: regulation of transcription by RNA polymerase II. Bases 836 to 1849 code for a protein of 337 amino acids. Gene Ontology annotation, cellular component: nucleus. Lineage: Eukaryota; Fungi; Ascomycota; Eurotiomycetes; Eurotiales; Aspergillaceae. The transcript has 4 exons.
CAGACCUCGAAACUGGAUAUUCUAGAGCUUGGGGUUUCUUUUUUUUUUUUUCUUUUCUGCUUUUCUUGCUUUUCUUACAUUCUUGUUUUCUUGCUUGUCUUUCAUGGUUCCUACCCUCAGACCUGUUUGGUUUUCGUUUUCUUCUCUUCGGGUCAUCCUGACCUGACAACCCCUCAUCUCCCCAUCUCGACACUUUGCAGAACUACGGGCAGUCGCAUUGUGUCAAAACUUGCUUUUUUGGUUUUCUUUUCUAUUCUAUUCACUUAGAUCGUGCUUUUUUCAUUCAUCCGAUCAUCGGGAGAGUCAAAAUUACAAUAACCCCUCUCUAACCAUAUCUUACAGGCUACUUAUCAUCAGUUCUGAUGUGUGAUCGUCAAUUCAAUCAGUCAGACCAACAACAAGUAUAAGGCGAGGUGCCCGAUGCACCUGCCACUUUCUUUAUGACAUCCGCUAUGUAUGAUUCGGAUGAUGCUUUUAAUCGAUCGCCUCCUAUGGAGGCGAUGAAACCCAACUAUGGAGAGAACGACACACCACCACCACCAUUUGUUUCGACUAGCGAAAAAGAUGCCGAUGCAGCGGGUUCUCCUCCGUACCACCCUGAGAUUGCCGCAGCCGCAAGGAAUUCUCCAUUGGAACCAUUACCUGGGAAUCAAAAAAAUCAUAAGCAACCGCCUGACUUUGAUCCCAGAGAUCCAAAGAGGUCAAAUCCAUUCUCAAGGGAUGAGCCUGCAGCAAAACUAUCACUGGAACUCAAGGCACCCUCAGGCUCAGCCUCAUAUAACAAGAUUGAGAAGAAACCCCCCGGUUGGAACCAGCUCCAGUCCCGCUCCAGCCUAUGCAGCCAGAUGUUGAGGUUAAAACCGAGGUUGUUCAAAGAGAGCGACUUCCAUCAUUGAGUGGCCAGACCCCACGACUCUCACAGGUGUUGCCCCAUCUCAAAACCUCUCCGGAAAGAGAUCCCCAUAUUCCCCUCCCAUCACUAAAAUUGAUUGAACCCUCUUCUGGAUCAUGUUUCGAAAAAACCCCAGACAGCAGCAAUAAACAGACGCUGCCGUCUAUCCACAAAGCUCUCAGCGCAUUGUCAGACUUCGGCGCACCACCAGUCAACACAAUGUCAUCACCCUUCCCUUUCUCCUCGUGUCCCACAUCAACUACGUCAGGGAACGAUUCUCCAUUCGACCGCGCUUUUCCGGGAAAGUUUUCCAUCCCUGCAAGUCCUUUUUCUCACUUUUCGCCGGUGAGCAUGAAGGACUCAUCUACCAACCCUUCUCCGGCCUCGCACUCGUCCUUCUGGCGCGGACCACCCCAGUCUGAGAUGCUGUCCGUCCAGACCCCGUAUGAGGCUUCCCCUAUGACUGCCAAAAGCCCAGCAACCAGUUAUCCUACGCCCACGGAACAGGUCGGCGCUGGUAUGGGUGAUCGGCAUUCGCUCUCUGCGUCCACUCCCCAGGCCAAUGGGCCCGUGGGUAGUUACAAGUGUACACAUCCUGGAUGCACUGCUGCGCCCUUCCAAACUCAGUAUCUCCUCAACAGCUCUCACGCAAACGUACACUCACAAGACCGCCCGCACUUCUGCCCAGUAGAGGGCUGUCCACGCGCACUGGGCGGAAAAGGCUUCAAGCGCAAGAAUGAAAUGAUGCGCCAUGGUCUCGUGCACAACUCCCCAGGCUACGUCUGUCCCUUCUGUCCAGACCAGCAACACAAAUACCCGCGACCCGACAAUCUUCAACGACAUGUCCGUGUACACCACGUCGACAAAAACAAAGACGAUCCCAUUCUCCGACAGGUUCUCGCGCAAAGGCCGCUUGGUAGCGCCCGCGGGAGAAAACGAAGGAUGAACAAUAUAUGAACCUUUAGCCUCUCGUUUUAUUUUUGAUUCUAUUUCUGUUCACAUCUUGCAUUUCCAACUUUCUUUCUCGCCCAUGUCCUUUCUAUCCUACCCAUUCCGACGUGUACCCUCUUCCACCCUCACUCUCUCCCACAUUCAACCCUGUGUCCCCCGGGUGUUCCAGAUUUCCAGAUUAGCGCCUCAGUAAGACAUGCUAAUCCCCCCUGGAGGCAACUUCGCAACUUUACGCGUGACGAAUUUCUCAGCUGUGAUACCUUUCUGCUGUUUUUUAUUUUGUUACCUUUGGGUACUUUUGUUUUGGUGCUUCUGCAAUGAUACCACCUGUCCAUUGUUAGAAAUUCAUGGUGUUACAUGGACCAUUCGUUUAAUUGGAGCGUUGUGAGUCUUUAUUGUUUUUUACUAUUUCAUCUUCUUUCUCCAUCUUGUCUGAUCGAUUCGAUUGGGGUAUUAUGAAACCUCAUCUAUUGAAAUUUCUCCUUCAUUUUA